This is a messenger RNA of Pisolithus orientalis, 1115 nucleotides long. RefSeq lists its product as uncharacterized. Lineage: Eukaryota; Fungi; Basidiomycota; Agaricomycetes; Boletales; Pisolithaceae. The record is from RefSeq and is a predicted model, not a curated record. The transcript has 4 exons. The coding region runs from base 43 to 1017 and encodes 324 amino acids.
UAGAACUUGAUAUUGCCAACAGCACGAGGGUCACGCUGCUUAAUGUUACCACAGAACUCAUCUCCGCCGAUCGAUGUGCACACACCUAGGUCGUCCUUCUCUGUCAUUCAUUCCUUGAAUGGCGAGUCUCUACAACAGCUCUGCGACAAGCUUACUCGGAAGGGCCGCGCCGAGUUUCGCAACAAACGCGUAGGCCCAGGGUGGAUCAAAUACUUUUGGAACAACACAGUGUGGAACCUGGACGACGCCGACGAUUACACCAUUUUUGUUCGGCGCCAUAACCCCACACCGGCCUCCAAUGAAGGCAAUGUAGUCACCCAGACCACCCUACACGUCAACGAUCCGUCUAGCCAAUUGCCAGGGCCACCAGAGUAUCAAAACCCAUCGUUCUACGUUUUUCAAUCUUCCAGGACUACGUCACCUCUUCCACGCUCAGACCACAGUGUCAAGGGGAACAGCGAACAGCACACUAAUCACAAGACGGUAAACACUGGUGUUGCAAAGCAUCGAAAGGAUUUUGAAAAGUUUCACAAUGAAAACGGAGUGCGGACCGUUGUGGGAAGUAUCGGUCCAGUCACCAACGUCAGGAUGUUACUGAGGAAGGGGUAUCGACACGUGUAUAUGUCACGAAAGUUCGCUCUGAAGCACGGAUUCAUACCUGCGGAUGCUGCUCCGGGGCAUUAUGGGUACGGCGGCCUCGUCAAUCUAGGGAAGUGGCCGAUCACUCUGACAGUCGCUGACCGCCCCCCCUUGCAUGGUGUGGGCUCUGCCGAACCCUCCGCUCCAACAACCGAGAGUCCGUUACGACUGCAGUCUAAGACGGUUUCUGUCCCUGUUUACCUCUCUGAAGAGCCACAUUUUGACGUUGUCCUUGGACGUUCGUUCUUCGAAUGUAGGCAAAUUAAACUGUCUACAGUUGAUCCAACUGAGGUGAUUUGUUUGGACACGGGUGAGAAAGUUGAGUGUCAGCUGGUGGUAUUGAAAGAUGGUAGAGGCGAAGUUGUUAUUGUGACUUGACAGUAUCCCUUCCUUACAGACGUGAUGAAGUAUAUUGCCAUGAUGAGACUAACUCGUAAACAUGUUUAUAAUUGCAAAAUAUUGUUGUAUAGAAGGAC